Messenger RNA from Australozyma saopauloensis, 2070 nucleotides. RefSeq lists its product as uncharacterized. The coding region runs from base 1 to 2070 and encodes 689 amino acids. Gene Ontology annotation, cellular component: membrane. The record is from RefSeq and is a predicted model, not a curated record. The transcript has a single exon. NCBI's taxonomy places the organism in Eukaryota, Fungi, Ascomycota, Pichiomycetes, Serinales, Metschnikowiaceae.
AUGACCGCCGAUUGGUAUGAUCCCAUUCCUUUCGAGGACUUUCUCGAACUCAAUAAGCAAGCAGUCAAUGGACCUGUUCCCGAGAAAGUUCCAGGGCCAGUGGCCGUGAAUGGAACCAACGUGGUUUGUGGUCCUAUUCUUCGACUUUGGGGAACAUUGGAGGAAGGUGCAGAAACAUAUAGGGCAUCGAUCAUGUUGGUGUCUGAGGGAAAGAAACCCUCCAUUGAGUAUACGAUCGGGCCAGAUGUCAGGAGCGCCGAGGCGAAGGAUUUGGCGGAUGGUGAGUUUCCCGGCGAAAUGUAUCACGAGACCAAGAAGGGACUUAUGUUCUGGAGAUUCGAGGUGGAGCUCGAUAUCGAGAAGUAUGAGCAGAGGGUGCGGUACCGGGUCAAUGGCCAGGCCAACCCAGCUCAUCAGUUUUUCAUUCCAGCAUCUGAGGACUCCAUGAAUGUCAUGGCCUACUCUUGUAAUGGGUUCUCUUUGGGCACAGAUACCACCCCGUGGCAGCUGUCGCUUUGGCUCGAUGUCUUGCGCAAACACGCCAAUCGUCAACACUACCACGUCAUGCUUGGAGGUGGAGACCAGAUCUACAACGACGCUUUGAAGAAGGACUGCAAGACCUUGGAGACUUGGAUCCACAAGAAGCUCAGUUACCAGAAGAGACAGGUCCAGGUGACCCCUGAGAUAGUGGAGGACUUGGAGAACUACUACCUCAAAUCGUACCUUGAAUGGUUCGGCAAGGGCUUCUAUGACGCUUCUCCGCCAGGAACUUUGCAGCCAUUGUUUCCUUUGGCCAUGGCUCAAAUCCCUACGGUGUCCAUUUGGGACGAUCACGAUAUCAUUGAUGGCUACGGCUCCUACAAGCACAAGACCAUGGAGCUGAGUGUUUUCGUCCACAUUGGUGCGGUCGCAUAUAAAUACUACAUGCUUUUCCAGCACCAGGUCUCUCCAGACGAGCCAUUGCACACCAAAGAUCCUUCCUGGAUCCUUUCCAAGAGCAACGGUGCUUUCAUCAAGCAGAAGGGCCAUUCGACGUUUAUGCGUUUGGGUCGCCAGAUCAGUUUGCUUGGGUUGGACUGCAGAACAGAGAGACAGGUGCACCAAAUUGUACCUGAGCUGACAUACAAGGAGGUUUUCAAGCGGUUGGAAUCUGAAAUUGCCAAUGCGCCCGAGACAAAACAUCUUCUCGUUAUGUUGGGAGUGCCGAUCUUGUAUCCACGUCUUGUUUGGAUCGAGAAGAUCUUGGCCUCGCGGGUGUUGAAGCCAGUCCGUGGUUUAGCUACCAGAGGUUUAUUUUCGCAAGGCUUCAUCAAUGAUUUCGAUGGUUCUGCCGAAUUGUUGGACGACUUGAACGACCAUUGGUGCGCUCUUUUGCACAAGAAAGAAAGAAACUUCUUGGUCAAGUCUCUUCUUGACUUUGGCGCAAAGCAUGCCGUGAGAAUUACUAUUUUAUCCGGUGAUGUGCAUUUGGGAUGUUUCGGAAGAAUCAAGACAAGAGCACACAAACAUCCGGGCGCCCAUUUGAGAGCCAAGGACAAGUUGGAUGCCGAAUUCAACGCUACAGAGUACCCAGAGCACGACCCCAGAUUAAUGUUCAACGUCACCUCGUCUGCAAUUGUCAAUCCAGCACCUCCUAACCCAAUGGCAGCAUUGCUUGAUACCAGAUCCAUUGUCCAUAAAUUCGACAAGUUUACCGAGGAAGAUGUGGUGCCCAUUUUCCACAUCAAUCCCGAUGGAUCGGCAAGAGACGGCCAUAAGUUUUUGAACAAGAGAAAUUGGAACGACCUUAUUUUAGCCAAGCAGUCUCCUUUGUACAAGGACAAAAUUGGCACGGUCUCCAAGAUCCCCAGUGCUGUUCUGCCGAAGGAUGUCGAGAGAGCGUCCAAGAUGACGCCCGACGACCGCAACGUGAAGUAUCCCGCCCGUAGCGAAUCCUUGGUGACCAGCAUUCAUUUCGAGAAUGACGGCAAUGAUCCAGAAGCCACCACCAUGGCGUAUGAGGUAUUGAUUCCGGACAUGUGCGAGAAGUAUAUUCUCCAGAAGGCCCGGGUCAAGCAUUUGCAUGACUAA